Molecule: messenger RNA, 3247 nt
Organism: Cottoperca gobio
Lineage: Eukaryota; Metazoa; Chordata; Actinopteri; Perciformes; Bovichtidae
Gene: shisa4
Product: shisa family member 4
Exons: 6
Coding region: 191-853 (220 amino acids)
Source: RefSeq, a predicted model, not a curated record
CAUCCUCAUCGUCCCGGCUGAACGGCGUCACAGCCGCGAUGUGUCAUUUCGACAGAUAAUUUACCUGCUUGUCUCCUAUGCUGUUCCCGAGCCAAGACGAUGUCUGUGAACGACCGUUAGUCCGGUUAUUCGCGUUCAUUUACACUUCUUCUUUAAAAUACUGCUCGCUUGGUUUUAAAUUAGGACGAGGAUGAUGUUUCCAGCGGGCAACAUGUCGCUCAUCGCGCUUGUUUUGGCGCUGCUCGCCGUCGUCCUCUGCACUUCUCAGGUCAGUGCGAACGAGGACUGUCUGUGGUACGUGGAUAGAAAUGGCACCUGGCACAACGGCUUCGACUGCCCUCUCAUCACGUUCUGCUGCGGGAACUGCCAGCGGCGCUACUGCUGCCUGGACGCCUUUAAGAUGAUCACAGAGAGGGAGCAGAAACGCUGCAUGCUCUUCCAGUUCAGGUUAAGCCCCACCACUUUAGCUGGCAUCGCCUCCUCCAUCCUCCUGUUUGUGGCGAUCAUUGCGACCAUGGUCUGCUGCUUCAUGUGCUCCUGCUGUUACCUCUACCAGAGGAGGCAGCAGAGGGGCAGGACACCUUAUGACGUCCAGCAGAUCCCCAUGGCCAGCUAUCCAGUGGAGCCCAUGUAUGAUGCGUAUGGAAAACCACUGGGACCCUCCGAGUAUGCACAUGCAGGCUAUGCACAUGCAGGUUAUGCACAUGCAGGUUAUCCAAUGGCGCCUCAGUACCCUGGCAUGCCCCCACAUUACCCGAUGAUGCAUUCUGGACAUUAUCCACCACACCUGAUGGAUCCUACAUACAGCCAGGCCCCUCCACCUUACUCUCCACCUCAGUAUCCUGGUCAUUGAUGGGCUCAUCUACGCACACACACACACACACACACACACACGCACACACACACAGAGUGGGAAACAACAGCAACUGAGAGAAAGGACUGUUUCAAAAGGAGAAGGCAGCAACACUCUCACGCACACACGCACACAAAUUAACGCUACAGCUCAACUAGCAGCAGGCACUUUAAAAUGUUUUGUUUUUUUCUAUGUUUAUUUACAAUGUUGUCCUACUUUUCUGGAGUAUUGAGGUGAGUCAAAUUAUGUUCUGCAACCUGACGCCUGAUCGCUCCUGCCGGGUUUUGCGGAGGCCGUCACACCAUCCCCCUCUGUGCUGCCACGUUGUGCUCUGACAAUGACAGGGUGUCACCUAAAGACAGAGCUCAUUACCUUACAGAAGAGGGGUCAGAAGGGAUUUCCUAAAAAUGAUAAUGCACUCCCUCUUUAGUUAUUGAAGGGAAAAAUCAUUUACGUCCUUACUUUUGUUAAAUUUGAAUAAAUUGAUAACUGCCGAAGGCUACAUUCCAGGUCACACACACGCUUCAAAUAUGAUUACAUGAUGUUUUUAUUUCUGUAUUUGAUGUGUGUUUUUCCCCCCAGUAAUGUGGUAGAGGCUAAAAUGAAAAACAAACUGCAUGUUUGAUUUAAAAAGGUGACAUGUACGGCUCUAAAAGGCAGCGUGAUGCUGUCUUAAAUAUGCAGAAGGAUUUUAUGGUUUUCUUAAUUCUGUGUAAGAAGCCUUUAGUCGCUCGUUAGUUUCAACUUCGUCUCUUCUUUGUAUCUGACUCGACUAAUUUACUUCAUGGUAGUAUAUUAGCGGCGCCAUUCUAAUGCAACAUCUCGACAUCAGCAUGCUACUCGAAGUCAUCUGUCCUCUCAUGCUUCUUUUCUGGUUUGAAACGAAUUAGAAAUCUUUAGAUUAAUCCCAUAAUGCCAGGUAGGAUGUUUUCCAGUGAUUUCAUGUUAAAUGUUUAUUUCUUGUAACCUAUCAGGUCAGGGGAGUUGCAGGUCACGCUGCUUGGUUAAAACAAAAUGUCCCAUCUUACAAUAAUUAACCAUGAAGAGGAAAAGAUUAACUAUUUAAAUGCAUAUUUUGAAAAUCUGUUCUUCAGCUGAAUAUUUUAUGAUAUUGUAACAAGUUAUUUUAAACAAUGUGUUGUUAUUUUAACAUAAGAUAUGAUGUUUUACCAUUUUUGGUAUUUAUUAUUGUUAUUAUUAAGGUUACCUUUUACUGUGAAUGGGUUGUCACCUUGUGGACUAGCUGCAAAGCCAAAAAUCACUACUGUUGAAAAGGUACAUUUUGUUGUCUCUUUAAGGUCAUAGUUUGACAUUUUGGGAAUCAAUCAGGAGUUUCUUUAAAUCCUUAACAUUUAGUAGAUAUACUGGAUAUAUAUUGCAGAUAUCUAUAAUUCCAUUGAGGUCACUUCAGAUAUUUGUUGAUAUCUAGAAUGAACAUUUUUGAUAUUUGCAAUAGAAUCUUUACUGGGGAAAAACUCAUUUCAGAAAUCUACAAUCAAAAUGUUAGUCAUCAGAAUUUUAAUAUCCGAUAUCCCAAAUGAAAAACCGUUCCAGAUAUCCAUAAUGCGCAUUGUAUGCUAGCUCUUUCCCUCUGUUUACAGUCAUUGUGCUAAGCUAAGCUAACUGUAUGUGAGUGGUAUCAGUCUUCUCAUCUGGCGUUACUUGACAACAACAACAACAACAACAACAACAACAACAACAACAACAACAACAAAAAAGCAAGUGCGUUUCCCAAAAUGUCAAACUACUCCUUUUAAAUUCACAUUUACAGAUUUGGGCUCAAGUGAGGUCAGGGCCUGUAACCUGUAAUUAUUCUGUAUUUGGGUUAAGUUAAGCAUCUUGGACAAACCCUGUGCCCUUUGUAAGAUGUAUGAACAGUAAAACAUCAAGCAUGUGUUGUACAGUUAGCUGUCUGACUACUGAUAGGUGACGAGUACCUUUAUUCGGGUGUAAUGUAUCUCGAGUCACAAUGAGACAUUAAAAAACUCUGUUAUGCUGAUUGAUCAGAGAAGACUGAGACUUACUGCUGUAGCUCGUCUCCAAACAAGAACUAUUACUGCUGCUUUACAGCAUAACUUGGUUCCUCCGAUGGCGACGUCCAUUUGUACAGAAUUGUUGAGCCUUUGUGAAGCACAAAGAGAACACUGGACUCUUCUUUGUAAGAUGCUUUCAUAUGUAGUUCGACAUAACAUUUGCUCAAUGAUGUGUUUAUUUGUGCUUCUAAACCAACUCCAUGAGUGUGUUUACGGAAACUGACAUCAGUUGGCAGAAUAACUUGUCUCGAUGAAUGGCUUUUUGUCUGUUGUCAUAUGGAUGGUAUGACAUUGUAUAAUAAAGUGAGUGAAAAGGUUUUAUUUCUAUUAACAUAAAAUUUAACUUUGGAAUGUAAAAAUC